This is a messenger RNA of Drosophila navojoa, 1965 nucleotides long. It is a transcript of the gene blw, whose product is annotated as ATP synthase subunit alpha blw, mitochondrial. The record is from RefSeq and is a predicted model, not a curated record. NCBI's taxonomy places the organism in Eukaryota, Metazoa, Arthropoda, Insecta, Diptera, Drosophilidae. Gene Ontology annotation, molecular function: ADP binding; ATP binding; proton-transporting ATP synthase activity, rotational mechanism. Gene Ontology annotation, biological process: proton transmembrane transport; proton motive force-driven ATP synthesis.
GAACGUGAGCCGAACGGCAACCAUCUUUGUGAAAAAUACCUACUAGUCUGGAGAGCAGUCGGUGUAGGAAUUAAAUAAUUUCUGCGGCUUAUAAAAAGUUAAAAUAUAAAAAAAAUUAACGAUGAUUUCUGCUCGUUUGGCAUCGUCGGUCGCACGUAACUUGCCCAAGGCGGCCGCACAGGUUGCCUGCAAGGCUGCAUAUCCAGCUGGAACUCUUGCUGCCCGCAAAUUCCAUGUGGCCAGCACACAGCGCAGCGCUGAGAUCUCCAACAUUUUGGAGGAGAGAAUCCUCGGCGUUGCACCCAAGGCCGAUCUGGAAGAGACUGGCCGUGUGCUGAGCAUUGGUGAUGGUAUCGCUCGUGUGUAUGGUCUGAACAACAUCCAGGCCGAUGAGAUGGUGGAAUUCUCCUCGGGCUUGAAGGGCAUGGCCCUCAAUUUGGAGCCCGACAAUGUCGGUGUUGUCGUCUUCGGUAACGACAAGCUGAUCAAGCAGGGCGAUAUUGUCAAGCGUACUGGUGCUAUUGUCGAUGUCCCCGUCGGUGAUGAGCUGCUCGGCCGUGUUGUCGAUGCUCUGGGUAAUGCCAUUGACGGCAAGGGUGCCAUCAACACCAAGGAUCGUUUCCGUGUCGGCAUCAAGGCCCCCGGCAUCAUUCCUCGUGUGUCUGUGCGCGAGCCCAUGCAGACUGGCAUUAAGGCCGUCGAUUCCCUGGUGCCCAUCGGUCGUGGUCAGCGUGAGUUGAUCAUCGGCGACAGACAGACUGGUAAGACUGCCCUGGCUAUUGAUACCAUCAUCAACCAGAAGCGUUUCAACGACGGCCAGGAUGAGUCGAAGAAACUGUACUGCAUCUACGUUGCCAUUGGCCAGAAGCGUUCCACUGUCGCCCAGAUUGUGAAGCGUCUGACUGACUCCGGCGCCAUGGGAUACACCAUCAUUGUGUCUGCCACCGCCUCUGAUGCCGCUCCCCUGCAGUAUUUGGCUCCCUACUCUGGCUGCGCCAUGGGUGAAUUCUUCCGUGACAAGGGCAAGCACGCCCUGAUCAUCUAUGAUGAUUUGUCCAAGCAGGCUGUUGCCUACCGUCAGAUGUCCCUGUUGCUGCGUCGUCCCCCUGGUCGUGAGGCCUACCCCGGUGAUGUGUUCUAUCUGCAUUCGCGUCUGUUGGAGCGUGCCGCCAAGAUGUCCCCCGCUAUGGGUGGCGGUUCACUGACCGCCCUGCCCGUGAUUGAGACCCAGGCCGGUGAUGUGUCCGCCUACAUUCCAACCAACGUCAUUUCGAUCACUGACGGUCAGAUCUUCUUGGAAACCGAGUUGUUCUACAAGGGUAUCCGUCCCGCUAUCAAUGUGGGUCUGUCUGUGUCCCGUGUCGGUUCCGCUGCCCAGACCAAGGCCAUGAAACAGGUUGCCGGCUCCAUGAAGCUGGAGUUGGCCCAGUACCGUGAGGUCGCUGCCUUCGCCCAGUUCGGUUCGGAUUUGGAUGCUGCCACCCAGCAGCUGCUGAACCGUGGUGUGCGCCUAACUGAGCUGCUCAAGCAGGGCCAGUAUGUGCCCAUGUCCAUUGAGGAUCAGGUCGCUGUCAUCUACUGCGGUGUGCGCGGUCACUUGGACAAGAUGGAUCCCUCAAAGAUCACCAAGUUCGAGAAGGAGUUCUUGCAGCACAUCAAGACCUCCGAGCAGGGUCUGCUCGACAGCAUUGCCAAGGAGGGACAGAUCUCUGAGGCUGCCGAUGCCAAGCUGAAGGACAUUGUCCAGAAGUUCAUGUCCACCUUCCAGGGUUAAGCAACAACAACAACAACAAUGGAAGCCGAAACGUGCAGUCAUAUCCUAGAUAUGGAGCAGAAACCACCAACAACUCCUUUCAAGCUAAUAAAUAAAUUACUGUCUAAGCCGCUAGCAGCGUUAAUAAUUGAUUUGAAACUGCCCAACUGCGCGUCGAUGAUGAGCAACAACAAUAUCGUCGGAAAGAUAAA